Molecule: messenger RNA, 1980 nt
Organism: Calypte anna (Anna's hummingbird)
Lineage: Eukaryota; Metazoa; Chordata; Aves; Apodiformes; Trochilidae
Gene: FDXACB1
Product: ferredoxin-fold anticodon binding domain containing 1
Exons: 5
Coding region: 62-1933 (623 amino acids)
Biological process (GO): rRNA base methylation
Cellular component (GO): cytoplasm
Molecular function (GO): rRNA (uridine-N3-)-methyltransferase activity
Source: RefSeq, a predicted model, not a curated record
ACAGACGUCAUGAGGCAGCGCCGGGGACUGCCGAGCGCCCGGUGCCGGGUUCGGUGCGUCCAUGGGUUCGGUGCGGCGCAUCCUGCUGCUCGGGGAGGGCAACUUCUCCUUCGCCGCUUCCCUGUGCCAGGCCACGGGGACCCAGGUCGUGGCCACUUGUUACGAGAGCGAAGAGGAGGUGUCCGGGAGGGACGGAGCCCCCGAGAGCAUCCGGAGGCUGCGGGAGAGAGGAGCUGAAGUUUUGUUUUCUGUGGACUGCACCAAGCUGAAGGACCAUUUUUUACCAGAAAAGAGAGAAUUUGAUUCUAUUUAUUUCAACUUCCCCCACUGUGGGAGAAAGGCUGGGGUAGUGAAGAACAGGGAGCUUCUUGCCCACUUUUUCCACAGCUCUGCAGAAGUGCUGGCAGAGGAGGGAGAGGUCCAUGUGGCUCUUUGCAAUGGGCAAGGUGGGACUCCUGCUGAUCAGCCAAGGAGAGAAUGGCACAACAGCUGGCAAAUAGUGGCAGUGGCAGCAGGAGCUGGAUUUAUCCUGAGCAGUGUUCAUCCUUUUAAAGCAGAGAAUAUCCAUGGUUAUAAGUGUACAGGCUACAGAAGUCAAGAUAAAUCUUUCUGUGUAGAGGGUGCUUUGAACCACAUCUUCACACGGAGCAUGCCACGUCCACAUUUCCAGCCUGUGAUCUACAAGACAGAACUGGAAAGCCAAAAUGUUUCUUUUCAAGUACCACAAAUACUUGUGGAUAAAAUUAACAGGGGGUUUCUAGAACCAAAUUCAAACCAUCCAGUACGGGCAGUAAAGGAGAAGCUGACUGCAGAGCUCAGCCAAGCCUUUCCUUUACACAAUAUGGACCACUGCCUCCCUCUGCUCCACCAAGGGCACAUCAGUGAUGUUUGUCACCCAAAUAUCUUCUGGAUCAUUCUGAGCCCAGAGGAGACUUUGAUGACUGGAGAAAUGUCGGAUGGAUUGGCAGAUGCAGUUUCAUUUUCCCAUGUUGAUUCUUGCAGGGACACAGAUGAGAAUGGCUGUGGGAAUGUACAGGAGGGAUGCCACAUUCCCAAGCAGUAUUAUCUCAGACCUUCCCUUUUCCCUUGUGCUCAGGCAGCAAUACAAAAAGGAGCCUUUGUCCCGGGAACACUUCAUGUUCUUUCUGGCCCAGUUUUCAGGAAGUGCCUCAUCACUCCUUACUCCAUGCCUGUUUUUCAUGAGAUGGUUCUUGCAUGUGCAGUUAAGAGGGGUACAGAGGACAGCUGUAUCCAGAUGUUGGUGAAUAACAUUAAAACCAGCAUCCAGUCACUUCACCAGACUGUUUCGAGCUUUAAGCUGAGUCUCAGUCUUCAGGAAGCAACAAACUUGGAGAUAACUGAGCUAAAUGACUUUGCUGCUUUGGAAUCACAGCUCAGUAAAAUCCAGUACUGCAUCUCCAUGGAUACCUCAGGCUCUUGUGAGAAGGGCUCCUGUGUGGGAGUUGUAAGGACAGCUCACUAUGAACCAGUAAGCAGGGAUGUGGUUGCUGUCUUUGUUUCACUGAAUCUUGACCUCCUGGCCAUGCUGAUCUGUGGGAUAUCUGACUGGAGAAUGCUCUGGACAUCAGACACACGGUUCCUCCGCCAGUUCCCUAGAGGAGAGUUAAGGCUUUUCAAGAGUUUUUCUCUCUACCCCCCUCCCUACAUUCAUGAUGUCAGCUUUUGGAUUCCUGAUGGGGAACGAUUUGAUGAAGUUGCUUUUCACACCAUCGCUAGGCAGGUGUCAGGUGAAAUGGUUGUUGCCAUCCAGUUAAUCGAUAGCUUCCAGAAAUCAGAGACUGGGCAGAAAAGCCUCUGCUACAGGCUGACCUAUCAGUCCUGUGACCGGGCACUGAGUCGCCAGGAGGUGGCAGAGAUGCAGCUGCUCUUCCGAAAGGAAAUAAAGCACAGCCUGGGAGUGACGCUUCGGUAAAACACUGUAUGUCCUGAGCGAGUUCUCCAGCGAGAGGGAAGGGCAAG